AUGUCACCACCUGAGCGACGCUCGUCGAUCGACGCGACCAUGUUCCCGACGAUCAUGGACACGAUCAUCAGCCAUGCCGAUCGGCCUACGCGGUUCGCAGUCCGCGCCACCUCCAAGGAGCACCGGGACCGCGUCGAUGCCGCUCUUUGCGCCCACCUCUCUCUCUUCGCUGACGGGCGUAUCUCUCUCACCAUGUCGGACGGACAGACUGUACCUUGCGUUCGCGCCGUUGCGCCGGGGGGCGAACGCGUCCCCGGUCUCAAGUGGAGCGCGUAUGAGGCAGAGGAGAGGGAGCGAUUCCUAGCCCUGUUAAGGCACACACGCGUUCUUGAGCUCGAGGGCCGCGCUGGGCUUCAUUCCGUCGGCCACUUCCUCACUGGCGUGAGGACGGUACGUUGUCGCAGUGGACGGGAGAGCCACCAUCCCCUCCCGUUUGCUUAUUCAACCCUCGAGAGCGAGAUCACGCUGCAGUGCCAACCGGAUAUCGGCAUUGGGGGGAUGCGGUGGCGCCAGCCGCCAGUUGCAGAGGCCGCACUCGCUCCGUCGCUUGGUAACAGCCAUGUAUGGCGCGUGACAGUCCGGUUCGACCCCGAGGAGCCAGGGCUUAGUGGCGCGCGUAUUGGUCUUCGGGCACCGACGAGCGUGCGGCACGUAAUGCUCGAUUUCCGGCCGCUGGAGCCAGGAGAGCUUCGCCGCUCGCGUGACGCGGCGCACGAACCUCGAGAGCUCGGCAUGCUCGCUGAUGUCAUCGCUAUGGCCGCCCACUGUAUCGACCGAGCACACUUUACCAUUGCCCUCGAUGCACGCAGGUUUGACCCUGCGUGGGUCAGCUGGCCGCGCGACGAGAUGGCGGCCGGGGAACUCAAGGGCGCAGUGUACCGCGCGGUCCGGCGGGUGGCAAGUGACGUGAUUGGGGACCCGGACGGGAUCGAGGCCGCCAUGCGUCGGUUCCGGUUUGAGAGCGAGCUCGCGGACCAUGAGCCCAAGGCAAUGCUCUAG
Cutaneotrichosporon cavernicola is the source of this 999-nucleotide messenger RNA. RefSeq lists its product as uncharacterized. The transcript has a single exon. NCBI's taxonomy places the organism in Eukaryota, Fungi, Basidiomycota, Tremellomycetes, Trichosporonales, Trichosporonaceae. The coding region runs from base 1 to 999 and encodes 332 amino acids. The record is from RefSeq and is a predicted model, not a curated record.